Molecule: messenger RNA, 492 nt
Organism: Macrosiphum euphorbiae (potato aphid)
Lineage: Eukaryota; Metazoa; Arthropoda; Insecta; Hemiptera; Aphididae
Source: the annotation of a GenBank genome assembly
AUGACAGUACUAAUGAUACCGAAAACCAAAGUGAUUUUAAGAGGUAUUGAAGAACUGCAAAUUGAACCAAAUGUAAAUGUUCAAACGGACCCGACAGAUACCAAUAAUGUUGAUAUGUCACUUGUUCCUAGCAAUAUACCCAUAUCUAAUGUGUUUGAUGUUUUAAAUAAUGUAAAUAUUAAACAUUUAGUUACUCCAGAUCUUCAAUCUACAAAUUAUGACAUAAACGACCCGAUGGACAGCAAUAAUGUUGAUAUGUCACUUGUUCCUAGUACAUCUAAUGUGUUUGAUGAUUUAAAUAAUAUUACAAUUAAGAAUUCUGUUACUCCAGAUCUUCAAUCUAUAAAUUAUGACAUAAACAGUGAUUUUCUUCUUCAAAAUCUUAUAAAUGAAAAUUCUAAUAAUUUGAUGGAAAUUAUUGGUGAUAUUGAUGAUGGUACUAAUAUAUUUAAUAAUCCUGAUACUAACAUGAUGGAUAUUGAUGAUAAAUGA